This is a messenger RNA of Corythoichthys intestinalis (scribbled pipefish), 3165 nucleotides long. RefSeq lists its product as uncharacterized. The transcript has 12 exons. Gene Ontology annotation, molecular function: guanyl-nucleotide exchange factor activity; protein binding. Lineage: Eukaryota; Metazoa; Chordata; Actinopteri; Syngnathiformes; Syngnathidae. The record is from RefSeq and is a predicted model, not a curated record. The coding region runs from base 1189 to 3075 and encodes 628 amino acids.
GCACAGUACUGUAUAUUCACACAGUGGUACCUCUACUUGUAAAACGUGGACUGGACAUAUUAUUUGGCAGUGGUGUCACAAGACCGUCAUAAUUAUUACAUUACACUGUCAUGAGCAUGAAUGAAUGCUUAUGACAACAGAUGUCAGCAAGUGUCAUGCGGCAAGUGAUGUCACUUUUGAAUGGAUGUAAAACAUGCCGACUGGACAUAAAUGAAGUCAGUGACAAAAUUGAAACUUGAUGAAAUCUGUCAUAAGCUUUCAUUCAUGCUCAUGACAGUGUCAUGUCAGAAUUAUGGCAGUCUCAUGACGCCACUUUCAAACUGUUACCCAAAUUGCUUUUUUUUUUUUCCUUUUUUUUUUCAUGUUAUUUUUUAUCUAUAUACAUAUACAGCGUUACAGUUGUAAAAGAUGUGGACUGGUCAUAUUAUUUGGCAGUGGCAUCAUAAGAUUGUCAUAAUUAUGACAUUGUCAUGAGCAAUAAUAAAUGCUUAUGACAGAACAAAUGUCAUUAAGUGUCAUGCGGCAAAUGAUGUCACUUUUGAAUUGAUGUAAAAGAUGCCGACUGGACAUAGAGUUUGUGACAAAAUUGAAACUUAAUGACAUCUGUCAUAAGCAUUCAUUAAUGCUCAUGACAGUGUCGUGUCAUAUGUCAUAAUUAUGACGGUCCUAUGACAGUCUUAUGAUGCCACUCAAACUGUUACCCAAAUUGCUGUUUUUUUUUAUUUUUUUAUUUUAUUUUUUUAAUCUGGUUAUUUUUUUUAAUAUACAUUUAUAUAUAUAUAUAUUCACACAGUGGUACCUCUACUUGUAAAACAUGUGGACUGGACAUAUUAUUUGGCAGUGGCGUCUUAAGACUGUCAUAAUUAUAACAUUAAACUGUCAUGUGAAUUAAUGAAUGCUUAUGACAGAUGUCAUUAAGUGUCACCAAGAAUUUAGAAUCAAAAUUUGUCACUAACUCCAUUUACAUUUAGUCUGCAUCUUUUCCAUCCUUUCGAAAGUGACAACAUUUGCCGGACGACACUUAAUGAAGUCUGUCAUAAUCAUUCAAUGCUCAUGACAGUGUCAUGUCAUAAUUAUGACUGUCUUAUGAUACCACUGUCAAAUAAAGUGUCACCAUUUUUUUUUUUUUUUUUAAUUAUUCAAGUAAAAUAGUAAUAAAAACAAAAUUUCCACUCUACGUAUUGAAAUAUGAGAUUCCAUAGGAAAACCAUAGCAGAUUCUGGACAUAAAAGAAGAGGGAUAUUCAUGGCGGCGGCAAAGUAUCAGGAGGCGAGAGUUUUUCAACAUCACGGCUCUGCACCUCAGAUUUCAGUGACCCAGAGCACUCCGGAUUUUAACAGGAGGCUGCUGUUGUUGCCCAGCAACCAGUUGCAGGUUCCCAUUGAGCAAGCCCGCAGCAAUUCUGUCAAGACGCCGUCGUCUGAUGAGCAGCAAAAGUUAAUGAAUGUGGAGCAGUGGCGCUCGACGGAUCCUAGCCAGAGUGCGCCAUGCACUCCCAGGCACACUGAGAGGAAGUCCCUUUCUGAUGCUUCCAACAAAGAUUCUGAAUCCUUCUUCAACUUGUUGGCCAACACUCAGAGCAGCCGGCUGGACGACCAGCGAGUGUCCAUGCCGUCGCUACCCGGAAUAGACAAGGCGUCGACUUCUGACGGGGAUUCCAGUUACUUGUGUUACAUGGUCUCCAAAGUCCAGAAUAGCAGAAUGGAAGAUCAAAGAUGCUCCCUACCACAAAUUCAGCGUGCUGAGGAUAAUUCCGCUUCUGGCAUUUCCCGUUCGGCCUCCUUCAGUCCCGGUUCGGACUUGCAACGCACCAGGAGCCAAGUACCAACAGGCCCGGAUUCUGACAAGUUCUUCAACAUGCUUGCCAACUCGCAAGGCAAACGUCUGGACGACCAACGAGUGACACUCCCAUCUUUGCCUGGGAUUCAAAAUGGAGGCGCGACCAAAACGCCCAACCCAGAUGCCAGUUAUUUGUGUUACAUGGUCUCCAAAGUCCAGGGUUCUAGGCUCGAUGACCAGAGAUGUUCAGCUCCUCAUGUACUCCAGAAUUUGGGCACCCCGACGCCCCAGCGUAAAGUCUCAUCCGCUUCAGAGCUUCCUGAUAAAGCUCCAAAGCGGUCCGGUUCACUAAACCGAGAUAGAAGUAACCCUCAACAACAGUUCUCUACAGCUGAACAGCAGCAAUUCCUAAAAAUGCUGAGUCACGCUCAGAGCGGACGUAUGGAAGAGCAGCGUUGCACUUUGCAGCAAAGCAGAAGCACGCCCAGCUCACCCGCACGCGGCCCGAAAGAAGCCCCCGCAGGUCCAGAAGCGGACGCGUUGUUCCGCAUGGUGGCCCUCAGUCAGGCUCGCAGGCUGGACAACCAGAGGUUGUGUCUUCCCUCCCUGCCAGGGAUAAGCGGGACUAUGGAGGGAAAACGCGACAGGAGUCCAGUCAGUGCACCACAAAUCACUGUGAAUGAAAGCACACCAUCCAAAAGACAUGGGGUCAAAGCACGUGCCCCCGAAGGCAAAACUGCAACUGCUCCAUCGGGCAGCAACCUCCCAAAGUAUGCGUCCUUCAACUGCGAGACAGAGUACCAAAGGACACAUGAUUCCACGGCCCAGAUGACUGUAAAAGUGUCAAUGAGUUUCACACCACAGAUGGGACAUAAAAACUUCAACCAGCCUUGCACUUUUCCGGAAGUCUUCCUCACUCUGGGUGCCCCGGGAGAAAACCUCAUGAUCCCUCUGAGUCCGAGACCCGGAAGACCCGUGUCCUUGAACCUCAACCUCGUCCCAAAAGAAGACAACAAGUCCCCUUAUCCUUCGCCGAGAAAUCCCCGCUCGCGGCCGUCGUCGCCCCAGCCGAAAGCGGCCCGUAAGGCGCAUCCCGGUAAUUCUCCGGGACGAGUGGGCUCUGCCAUCACACCAGAAGAAGACUGUUUCUCUCUAAUCGAAAAGGUUCAUGCAGCGCACCUGCAAACGGGAGCGACUCAAGGCGGACAGAAACACAAAGGGGAUCCAGUUCGAGGGAAGGGGAAUGCAAAAGGGGGUGCCAAGAAAGACAGGAAGGAUGGUGCUCAUAAGCACUAAAUCAGGGGUGUCCUAACUUUUUCCCAAAAAAUAGACCAAUACUGAAAAGUUACCUAGUGUUGCUUUAAGUAAAAAAAGUGAGUACUUCAU